AUAUCAUUAAGCGAAUUAUCUUGCAUGCUCAAGGGGCUAUAAAAACGUACCCAAGCCUCUAACUAAAACAAAUUGCAACAUCAACAAAAUAUAUUUCACAAGAUGGAACAUUCAUGGCUUCUCUUAAAGUUUACCACCAUCUCACAAAUAUUGAUGAUAGUGGUGCUUUCACAGUUAGUACUUCUCUUUACCAAUCCUUGUUUCUCUAUUUUCAACAUGGCAACAGCUUCAAAGGUUGAAUCCCAAGGGAGAGCUCUUCUUCAAUGGAAGGCCACCCUCGCAACACAAGACCUCCUUCACAACUGGACAUCAACAGCCAGUCCAUGCAACUGGACUGGAAUCACUUGCAGAUAUGAUGGCCAUCUCAUCCCAACCAUUACCAAGGUCCAAUUGGAACACUUGGGAUUAGAAGGGAAGCUGGAGACUUUCAACUUCUCUGCUCUACCAUCACUCAGAGUUCUCAACCUCAGUAACAACCAUCUACAUGGAUCCAUACCUGAGGCCAUUUCAGCUCUGUCCAAGCUCACCAUCUUUGAUCUCUCUAACAACAAUCUCACAGGCAUCAUCCCUUCAGAGCUUGGUAAUUUGACAAGGCUCAAGACACUGUGGUUCUUUGAGAAUCAGAUAAGUGGCUCCAUACCUCCUUCAUUUGGAAAGCUUAUGAACUUGCAAUCAUUAGAUAUCUCCCUUAAUUUCUUAAUUGGUUCCAUCCCUCUAGUAUUUGGAAACUUAACCAAACUCAAUUUUUUACUCCUAUGGAGAAAUAACCUCACCGGUUCCAUUCCUUAUCGGAUUGGGAAUCUAAUGAAUUUGAGAGAUUUUGAAAUAUUUGAUAAUCAAAUAAUUGGUCCCAUCCCACGUAGCAUUGGAAACAUGACCAAGCUUGAAACCUUUUACCUUUAUAAAAAUAACAUAAAUGGCUCCGUUCCUUAUGAGAUUGGGAAUCUAGUGAAUUUGAUAAACUUUGAUAUAUCUGAAAACCAAAUAACUGAUUCCAUCCCAUAUAGCAUUGGAAAUUUAACCAAGCUUCAACUUUUUCAACUAUUUGACAAUAACAUGAAUGGCUCCAUUCCUCCUCCUCUCGGAAGUUUAAAAAGUCUUACCACCUUAAGCUUAUUUGACAAUCAACUCUCUGGCUCAUUGCCUAUUGAAAUGGUGAAUCUUACAAAUCUAAUGUCUCUUGACCUGUUCAACAACAUCUUUUCUGGUAAUCUACCACCAGAUUUGGCAAAAGGAGGUUUGCUUAAACAUCUUCUUUUGGGAGACAAUAAUUUCCAUGGUCCCAUUCCAAUGAGUUUGAAAAAUUCAACCAAGUUAAUUAGGGUGCGGCUUGAAAGUAACCAAUUCACUGGAGAUGUUUCUGAAAGUUUUGGUAUUCAUCCGCAAUUGGAUUAUAUUGAUCUAAGCUUUAACAGAUUAUAUGGCACAUUAUCACCAUUAUGGGGAGCAUGUCUUAAUUUAAAAAACCUUAAAAUAUCUAGCAACAAAAUUAGCGGAUUCAUACCUUCGGAAAUUGGCCAAUUGCGAAAGUUACAACUGCUCGACAUCUCCUCCAAUAAUAUUGUGCAAAAGAUCCCAAAGGAGUUUGGCAAACUAUCUCAUAUAUUUCAACUAAACAUGAGCAACAAUCAUCUCACAGGAACCAUACCACCAGAAUUUGGUGAUUUAUCUUCACUAGAAAUUCUAGAUCUAUCAAGCAAUUAUUUGACAGGAGAAAUACCAGUACAGUUGAAGCAUUGCCUUAAAUUGAAAUUACUCAAGUUGAGUGGUAAUGAACUAAGUGGAGCAAUCCCUUCCCAACUUGGUGAUUUGAACUUGCAUGAUGUUCUAGACUUAAGCGACAAUUUAUUCACAAGAGAAAUACCACCACAACUUAGUAAGUUAAUGAUGUUGCAAACGAUGAAUUUAUCACAUAAUGAGUUGGUUGGCGGCAUUCCAUCUUCUUUCCAAUUAAUGAUGGGCUUAACAUCAUUUGAUAUAUCUUAUAAUUCUUUAGAAGGUCCAAUUCCAGAGAAUCAUCUCUUUCAAGCGGCUCCAAUGGAGUGGUUUACCCAUAAUAAGGGAUUAUGCGGUCAAGUGCAUGGUUUGCCUCGAUGUAAUCAAUCCUCUUCUGCAAGUAGAGGUGAUGGAGAGAAACAUCAAAAAGUCAUUAUGUUGACUGCUCUUCCCAUAUUUGGCAUUUUAUUCCUCUUACUCCUAAUAGUUGCAAUCACUUUGCUACUUUAUAAGAGAAAAAAUUUCAUAGCAAAAGAUUCUGGUGAAGAAGUUGGUGGAUACUCCAUUUGGAACAUGAAUCAUGGGAAAAAAGCAUACAAAGAGAUCAUUCAAGCCACUAAGAAUUUUGAUAAUAUGUUUCGGAUUGGUGCAGGAGCUUGUAGCAUAGUCUAUAAAGCGACAUUAUCUUCAGGAGAAACACUUGCUAUUAAAAAAAUUCAGAAUGAAGGAGGAGUGAACGAGCAAGUUUUCAGAAAUGAAAUACAUGCACUAACUGAAACUCGGCAUCGAAAUAUUGUGAGAUUUUAUGGUUUUUGCUCUACUAAUAAAUACAGCUUUCUUGCAUAUGAGUAUAUGGAGAGAGGAUGCCUAGGUGCCACUUUGAGAUCUGAAGAGAGGGCAAUGGAGUUGGAUUGGAUCAAAAGAAUUAACAUUGUCCAAGACGUUGCUCAAGCUUUAUCUUACUUGCAUCAUGAUUGUGCACCACCCAUCAUUCAUCGAGAUAUAACAAGCAACAACAUUCUUCUAGAUGAGGAGUACAAGGCUUGUGUUUCAGACUUUGGUAUUUCUAGACCUCUAAAACCCAACUCAUCACAUUGGAGUUUGCUUGCAGGCACCUAUGGAUACAUGGCACCAGAGCUUGCCUGUGUAAUGAGGGUGACUGAAAAAUGUGAUGUAUAUAGCUUCGGGAUUGUAGCACUUGAAGUGAUACAUGGAACUCAUCCUGGCGAUCUCCUAAGCAACUUAUCAUUGAGUAUGUUAGUGAAAGAUAUACUUGAUCCACGUCUUCCACUUCAUAUAGCAAAUCAAGUGAUCACAAACCAAGUGCUUUCGGUGAUUUCAAUAGCAAUGCAGUGCAUUAACACUGAUCCACAAGCUCGGCCUACAAUGCAACAAGUAUCUCAAAGGUUGUCUUCUCCAAAGUCUUUGCCAGCAUCCAACAUCUAUCCUUUUGAAGCACUCACCCUUGAUCAUCUCAUAAAGAUUGCACAAACACAUAUUGAUGAUCAAGCCUUUGAAUAAUGAGAACUUUGGAAAGGAAUAUGUUUCUAUUAAAAAUGGAAAUAAAAAAUGUUUAAACUUGUUCAAAUUGGAGUUCUACCAAUAGAAGCCUGGAGUUCCUAGAUCUUCACACGGGUCACUUGCGAGCCCCUAGAGAGACAGACACCGACACCCACUCAAGCUGAUUGGAGCGACUCUUUGAGGAUCUAGAGAGCCCCCCAACCCGUCCACUCUUUGUUCUUUGCUAAGAGUUAGUGGUCUUCCAAGGAUUUUAUCCUAUGUUUUGUUCUAUUGUUGUUUUUUAGCUCCACUUCUAGUAGACAGUUUUUAAUGUGUUGCCAUUGUUACUUCUGGUUGUUGUUGUUAAGUUGUUUAUGGACUCUUAUUGCUCCUCAUAUUUUCUUUUAAUUAU
Messenger RNA from Dioscorea cayenensis subsp. rotundata (Guinea yam), 3628 nucleotides. RefSeq names its product MDIS1-interacting receptor like kinase 2-like. The record is from RefSeq and is a predicted model, not a curated record. Bases 103 to 3237 code for a protein of 1044 amino acids. Gene Ontology annotation, molecular function: receptor serine/threonine kinase binding; ATP binding; protein kinase activity. Gene Ontology annotation, biological process: protein phosphorylation. The transcript has 3 exons. Lineage: Eukaryota; Viridiplantae; Streptophyta; Magnoliopsida; Dioscoreales; Dioscoreaceae.